This is a messenger RNA of Megalops cyprinoides (Indo-Pacific tarpon), 2893 nucleotides long. RefSeq names its product N-terminal EF-hand calcium-binding protein 1-like. The transcript has 13 exons. Gene Ontology annotation, biological process: regulation of amyloid precursor protein biosynthetic process. The record is from RefSeq and is a predicted model, not a curated record. Bases 148 to 1281 code for a protein of 377 amino acids. NCBI's taxonomy places the organism in Eukaryota, Metazoa, Chordata, Actinopteri, Elopiformes, Megalopidae. Gene Ontology annotation, cellular component: endoplasmic reticulum; Golgi cis cisterna; cytoplasm. Gene Ontology annotation, molecular function: calcium ion binding.
GGCUGGAGCCGGAGUCUCAGCAUCAGAGAGCGAUCAAGCCUCAAGAUCUCCUGCUUGUAACUUUUGAACCUGACAGCACACGCAUUUUAGAACGCCUUUUCGGAGUUUUUAAAAGUGAGGUAAAUCGCAUUUAAAACGCGUCUAAAAAUGAUGGCAUGCACGGAGAUGAUUACUAUGUGUCUCCAGUCUGCAAAACAGCAGCACCUGUAUUCCAAACAACAACAGCAGCUACUGCAGAAGAACCCCGACGAAGGACUUUCAAUUUUUCAGGACAUUUUUCGCCGUGCUGACAAAAACGAUGAUGGAAAGCUCUCCUUUGACGAGUUCAAGAUGUAUUUCGCUGAUGGGAUUCUCAGCACAGAGGAACUGCAGGGGCUUUUCUCCUCCAUUGACAGGCAUCAGACCAACAACCUCGACACAGACAAACUGUCAGAUUACUUCUCUCAGCACCUGGGCGAGUACCUCAGCGUCCUCUCAGCUUUAGAGAAGCUGAACAUCGCCAUCUUGAAGGCCAUGGACAAAACUAAAGAGGAGUACCAGAGCUCUUCUGUGCUGGGUCAGUUUGUGACCCGCUUCAUUCUGCGGGAGACCUCCAGCCAGCUGCACUCCCUGCAAGUGUCACUAGAGUGCGCUGUAGAGGCCGUGGAGGAGCAAAGCUGCCCAGGAAGUUUAGGUGCAGGGGAAUACAGCCAGGCCCCCCUUUUGUUCCGUAGGAAGGAGAUGAAGAAAGCCGAGGAGCUGUCAGAGCUGAGGAGCACCAGGAGGUGUGGCCGUCGGACCCAGAAGAACCUGUGCCUGUCACCCACCGACCCCUACUCAGGCAUGCUCACCACAGGAGUCACUGUGGAGCCUGACAGCAACUGGAACUCCCAGAUCAACAGACUCCAGCAGCUGAUUGACAAGCUGGAGUGCCAGAGUCCGAAGUUGGAACCCCUCAACGAGGACACCCUGGCCAGCACGUACAAAUCUAACAUCCUGCUGGUCCAGAGACAGCUGUCGGUGCGGGAGAAGGACGUCGAGGAGUUCCAGCGAGCACUGAAGAGAUACAUCAACUCCACCACAAACCAGAGCGACAAUUUACACGUGUCCAUCCAGAAGCUUCCGGAGAGAUGCUGCUUCAUAAUGCAUGAGUUCUGGCAGGACCGGCUCUCCUGGAUGAGCUACCUGCAGUCCAACGCCAGCAAGACUUUCCAGCGCUGCAUUAUCGACAUGCUGGAGGACCCGGAAGCGGUCUCCACCAUGCUUCUUCCAGCCUCCUGGUGGAUCAUGAAUGGCAACUGACAGCUAUAAGCAGCCACUCUCACUGAAAGCCAGGGAGGACAGCACAGAGAUCCCAGUCUGCGUUCCGUCUGUGCCAGGCUAUAAUGACAUCGUUAAGUAUGUGUGACAACGUUCCGGGCUGCCUCGAAGACAACGCGCUGAAUUCAUGUGUUUGUUUUCGUUUGAAAAUAGAAGAGCAUGAAUCACUUCUGCAGAUGGAUGCAUACGCAUUCCCAAACCUAAAACUGCUUGAAUCGAAUCAGAUAAAAAGAAAAUCCCUCUCCAGACAAGAGCUGAUGUUAUUAGUGAAAUGGUUGUGUUGCAGUAGGACUUAUGGAUUUCUCUGAAUUCAGUGAAAGAUGACAUGCCACUGUAGCUCAGUACCUUAAAUUCCGCGGUCUGUCAAAGAGUGCACAUCUGGUACGCUCUGGCUUAUAAUAUAUGUUUUUUAAUAAUAUAGCAUAGCAUGAUUACAGUGUAUGUCAUUGUUGCCACGUUCAUUGCUACUGAAGGAGAGUGCACCAAUAAGGAACAGUUGUUUGGAGCGUUUGGAGUCCUGGACUCUCGGCCUUAGAGUCAUGUGUUUGAAUUAAACUGUGGCAGUUAAGAUGCAUAUAUGUACAUUGUUAGAGAAUAUGCAAGCUGUAAAAAGUAUGCAUUUGAAGUAAUCCUGUAUAAUAUCCUUCAAACUGAUAUCAACAAAGUAACAGCAGAGAUAGCUUAGUAGCUACAAAAUGUGAUCACGCUGGCACAGUAUCAAAAUAAAGUUAUGACCUUUUCUGUCAGGAAUGCCUUGCCUCAUGAACUGUAUUGAUUUUGUGUUUACAGAGGUUUUGAUAUUACAAUUGAUAAGAAAAUAUUGUGUGUUAACCUUAGAUAUAACCUGUCUUUACUGGUCCAGAAUCCCUAAUGUUUUGGAUUCAACAAGGAGAGUCCAUAUCUUUGGUAUGUAUAUUUUGAAACAAUUUAUGAAGAGCAUUAUUGGGGAAUAUUUUACGUGUUGAGGAAGCUUGUGUAUUACAAAACGUAUAGUGUAAUUUUACAGCGGGUAACAUGCACGUGUUUGAGCUGCGUAAUCAGUGUGGUUACUUAAGUGAAGUUAAAAUGCGUCAUACCGUAGCGUAGUCCUAUUGUCCUAGUAAAAAAUGUUUCCCAAGCAGGUCUCACUGAUUUUUAGAUUUUUGUUGAUUAAACUUUCAUCUCGAGGAAGAAAUUUAAUCUCCAGAUUUCACCAAACUGUCACAGGUGUACGUGCGUGCGCUUUCCUCAAUUUUAAAAAAUUGUGAUUUGCUCUGUGUUUGUGUCCUUCCUGUAAACCUGAACUACUGUAACACUUAAUCUAAACUCAGUUUAUCAAAGGGGGCAAUAUGUUUUCCUACAGCUUUGAUGUUGCAAACAAAUGAGCAAAAAACAUUCUGACACAAAAUACGCCUGAGGUUUCUUUCUAGCAGCUGUGACUUCGCACAUCGGUACUGCUACCAUUUGCCUGCUUAUUUAUUUGAAAUCAUUAACGUUAUCUGUUAAAAUUAAGGUAUCGCUCAGAGCUUGUAUUCGUUGUUUUAAUUCAUAUUAAGACUUACAUUUGAAUUAAAAUGACUGACAAUAUGAUUGUUUAAUGAUUGAUGAUUGUUUA